CUCUCCUUUCCGACUCCAACCUGUCCUCUGCCAAUGAGACUGCCUUGAUGGUGCAGGAAUGACUGCCGAGAGCCAGCGGCCACCGUCGGAAGAGCCGUGCUGUGUGUGGAACAGGAACCCGGUGGAAGUGAAGGUGGAGAAGGAGCCUGUGGCGCAAAGCCCCGCAGAGCUUCGUCGCGGAAGGAGGCGCAAGCGGCCUCUCCAGCGGGACAAACCUCCUUACAGCUACAUCGCCCUUAUCGCCAUGGCGAUCGCCAGUUCCCUGGACAGAAAACUCACCUUGGGUGGAAUCUACAGGUUCAUCACAGAACGCUUCCCCUUCUACCGGGAAAAUUCCAAGAAAUGGCAGAACUCCAUCAGGCACAAUCUUACCCUCAAUGACUGCUUUGUCAAGGUUCCCCGUGAGCCAGGACGACCUGGGAAGGGAAACUAUUGGACACUCGACCCAGCUGCCGAUGAUAUGUUCGAGAGUGGCAGCUUCUUACGAAGGCGUAAGAGAUUCAAGAGGUCGGAUAUCUCUACUUACUCUGCCUACAUGCAAGAAGCGAACGCCUUCAGUCCGGUACAAGCAGGCAGACCUUACUCAAGACCGCUAUAUGCCAACAUGGGUAUCAACGCCAACUAUCCCCCGGCCCUCCCGACAUACCCUACUGCCCAUUAUCCAUCCUCACCCUCCGCCUUCAGCAAUAGCCAGUCAAGGAUGUACAAUUUCAGCAACAUGACGGAGCACCACAGUCCGGGGGCAGAGCUGGCCCACCACGCCACCAGCCCGUUUCUUUCGGAGUUGAGUCCUAGUUAUACCAAUAUUGGAAUGAGUUCCUACCAUCCUCAGACCUGCAGCGGACCCAUGCUUCCCAGAAAUUCUAGCGGUGAUUCCUACCCCUACACCAGGUCCAACUCACAUCUCCAAAUGGAUCAGUCUGCUUGUUGUCUCGCCAAUAACCAAGCGUAUGACACCUCUGGCCGUUUCCCUAUCCCUACCUCCUCCGUAAGUAAUGAGCCAAUGGGCCCCUUUGGAAUAAUUUCUUCUGGACAGUUCGCAUCACUCCGACAAUAUAACAGCAGCGGGCAGAUCAAUUGUCCCAGCACUUUCUUUAAUCAUCCCUCUUACUAUACAAAAGUCGAAGGGCUCCGACCUUCCGCUGAAAGCUAUAACAAACUUUAGACCAUUCCCUGACAACUGCCGUGGAAGUAGGCUUAACCUGUCCGCGCGUUCGAGUGAAAUCGAUAUAACACAAUUCAGUUGUCUAGCUCACGAAUAUUUGACUUUUUUAUUGGUUACAACAACUUGCUCAUUGCUGUACAGUUUAAAUAUUUGUAUUUUUAUGAACUUACCUAUACAAUUCUUACUCUCAGUUUAUUCCUAAAAAGUAACGACAUUGUUUCUUCUAUGGAAUUGAUGGUGAUUUCAAGUUACUGGGACACAAUCCUUUCAGGAAAAGGUGAUAAUUCCCGAAACUUCGAAGUGCGUCAUGUUGUUUUUAUCUAUAGGCGUUUAAUAAUUUCUAAAUGUAGUGCCUGUCCUGCUUGCACAAAUUAGACCCCACACUCGUAAGGAAAAAAAAAUAAUCAAAAGAAAUCGACAUAAACAUGCUGAUGUAAUCAAAGUACGGUUUGUGCUCCAAUUCCUUAGAUUAAAGCUAUCUCCACAUCCCUGCGUUUAACAAAUCAAAACUUCAACAAAUCAAAAUGCCAGUCGGAAAAAUUGGUGCUGUACGGACAAUUAACGUUUCGAAGACUGUUGGACAAAGGUUAGAAAAUAAAUCAGGAUAUUUUAAUGUACUGUAAUUACUUUGAAUGCUGUGGGUUAAUUAUAAAUCUAACAGAUUUUACCCAAGCUCAGCGCCGUUUUUGGUGUCAGUGUCUGUGCUGGGGAUAUUGGCUGCUGCGUUGAUAGGAAUUGCAUAAAGUAUCAAGUUUCCCAUACACCCAUGUGUUCAUUUUCACACAGCUGCACGUGGGUAAAGAAACUGAUUAACCCCAUUAUUACCAUGAUUUAAGGACAAUGAUCAAAGUGACUAAUUUAUUUACUACCUGGACUUAGCGUGUUUAACUCUGGUUAAUAAAACAGAAUGUGCAAGAACCACAGAGAAAAUGCAGGUUUUGAGACGAGUUCAUCUCUCCGGGAUUAAUUUUGAGGUUUGAAAGAAUUUUUAGUAUUUUGCUGUAAAUCUAUUGGAUCUCAUCCCAGUUCUGGCUGGAGUAGCUUAAUGUGAAAAAGAUUGACUAAAAUACAACUACCAGCCUCAGUAUUCCACUAUCUUUUGAUUCAGUUAUUUGGGCUGAAAAUUAGAGAUUGUAAUACAUCAUUAACAGUAUCAACGACCGGCAACUUAACACAAGACACAUGAUAUGUGCAGCGUUUAUCCGAAAACUCAUUGUUUGGAGAUACUUUCAUACAGGUUAAUGCAAUGGAAGUAAUGUGCAUUAUUUUACUCAGUGCAGAAGUUGCAGAAUAUAUAAAGAUUUACACUUAAACAGUGCUGAAGUACGACCAGUUAAUUACUUGAAUUUGUCCUGUUGUAGGAAACAUUGCUGCCGAACUAUGCCUAGCAAGCUUCUAGAAAAGAAAAUUACCAAAUUUAGUGAUACUAAUCAAGGAAUGGAUAUAGGUUGGA
Molecule: messenger RNA, 2618 nt
Organism: Mobula hypostoma (lesser devil ray)
Lineage: Eukaryota; Metazoa; Chordata; Chondrichthyes; Myliobatiformes; Myliobatidae
Gene: foxe1
Product: forkhead box E1
Exons: 1
Coding region: 59-1165 (368 amino acids)
Biological process (GO): regulation of transcription by RNA polymerase II; cell differentiation; anatomical structure morphogenesis
Molecular function (GO): RNA polymerase II cis-regulatory region sequence-specific DNA binding; DNA-binding transcription factor activity, RNA polymerase II-specific
Source: RefSeq, a predicted model, not a curated record